Molecule: messenger RNA, 2854 nt
Organism: Brassica rapa (field mustard)
Lineage: Eukaryota; Viridiplantae; Streptophyta; Magnoliopsida; Brassicales; Brassicaceae
Product: periodic tryptophan protein 2
Biological process (GO): ribosomal small subunit assembly; maturation of SSU-rRNA from tricistronic rRNA transcript (SSU-rRNA, 5.8S rRNA, LSU-rRNA)
Cellular component (GO): small-subunit processome; Pwp2p-containing subcomplex of 90S preribosome
Molecular function (GO): protein binding
Source: RefSeq, a predicted model, not a curated record
ACGUUGUCUUUUUGUAGUUAAACCAAUUUAAAUAAAAAAUAAUAAUUGACUGAAAUUUGAAACCCUUCGUUAAAACCCUCACGCCGCCAAACCUCGCCGCCGGCACUCCCACCUCCGACAAAGCCAUGAACUACCGCUUCCAAAACCUACUCGGCGCGCCCUACAGAGGCGGAAACGCAGUCAUAACCCAAAACACUCAGCUCAUCUCCCCCGUCGGCAACCGCGUCUCCGUCACCGACCUCAGCAAGCACCACUCCAUCACUCUCCCCGUCAACACCUCCUCCAACAUCUGCCGCCUCGCCGCCUCUCCCGACGGCACUUUCCUGAUCGCCGUCGACGAAAACAACCGGUGCCUCUUCAUCAACGUCCCUCGCCGCGCGGUGCUUCACAGGAUGAGGUUCGACGGCAAAGUCGGCGCCUUGAAGUUCAGCCCCGACGGUAAGUUCUUCGCCGUGGGGGUAGGGAAGCUGGUUGAGAUUUGGGAGUCGCCUGGGUUCAGCCGAGCGGCUUUUGCGUUUAAGAGGGUGAGGACUUUUGCUAAUUCUGAUGAUAAAGUUGUCUCCUUGGAGUGGAGUGUGGAUUCUGAGUACUUGCUCGUUGGUGCUAAGGACUUAGCGGCUAGGUUGUUUUGCGUUAGGAAGUUAAAAGGUGUGUUGAAUAAGCCUUAUUUGUUUCUUGGGCAUAGAGACUCUGUCGUGGGUUGUUUCUUUGGUGUUGAUAAAGUGAGUAACAAAGUCAACAGGGCUUUCACUAUUGCACGUGAUGGUUAUAUGUUUAGUUGGGGAUAUAGUGGGAAGGAUGAUGAAUCAGAAGAUGAGCCAAUGUCUCCUGAUACUCCGGAGAGGGCAGAUGAGGUUAUGGUGGAAAAUAAGAAACGAAAAGAGUAUGAUGGCAGAGGUUGUGAAUCAGAGGAUGAAGGAGAGGAGUAUAUGCAUAGAGGGAAAUGGAGUUUGUUGAGGAAAGAUGGGUUUAACCAAGGAUCAGCGAAGGUGACAGCUUGUGACUAUCACCAGGGUCUAGACAUGGUUGUGGUGGGGUUCUCAAACGGUGUUUUCGGGCUUUACCAGAUGCCGGAUUUCAUCUGUAUUCAUCUGCUUUCCAUUUCUAGGGAGAAGCUGACAACAGCUGUGUUUAAUGGGCGUGGUAACUGGCUGACCUUUGGUUGCGCUAAGCUUGGGCAACUCUUGGUCUGGGAGUGGAGAUCUGAAAGCUAUAUACUGAAGCAGCAAGGACAUUAUUUUGAUGUAAACUGCGUCACUUACUCGUCUGAUUCUCAGUUCUUGGCAACUGGUGCUGAUGAUAACAAAGUCAAGGUGUGGAACGUUGCAUCAGGAGCAUGUUUCAUCACCUUCACGGAGCACACCAAUGCAGUUACUGCUCUUCAUUUUAUGGCUGACAAUCACUCCCUCUUAAGUGCAUCUCUGGAUGGUACUGUUCGUGCUUGGGAUUUUCGAAGAUACAAGAACUACAAAACGUAUACGACCCCUACACCCCGGCAGUUUGUGUCCUUAACAGCAGAUCCUAGUGGUGACGUCGUCUGUGCUGGGACACUAGACUCAUUUGAGAUUUUUGUCUGGUCCAAGAAGACUGGGCAAAUAAAGGACAUCCUAAAUGGGCAUGAGGCUCCGGUUCAUGGGUUAAUGUUUUCUCCCUUAACGCAAAUUUUAGCUUCAUCCUCAUGGGACAAUACGGUUCGUCUAUGGAAUGUGUUUGCUAGCAAAGGCACAGUGGAAACGUUUCAACACAACCACGAUGUUCUAACAGUUACCUUCCGUCCUGAUGGCAAGCAGUUAGCCUCUUGUACGUUAGAUGGGCAGAUCCAUUUCUGGGACACUGUUGACGGCGUGUUGAUGUACACCAUAGAGGGGCGGAGAGAUAUCGCUGGAGGUCGCAGCAUGACUGACCGUCGGUCUGCAGCUAAUUCAAGCUCUGGAAAGUGCUUUACAACGUUGUGCUAUUCCGCUGAUGGAAGCUAUAUUCUAGCCGCUGGAAAUAGCAGAUAUAUUUGCAUGUAUGACAUCUCGGAUCAGGUUCUGUUGCGUCGUUUUCAAAUAUCACAUAAUCUCUCGUUAGAUGGGGUUCUUGACUUCCUGAGCUCCAAGAAGAUGACAGAAGCAGGACCAAUGGAUCUGAUUGAUGAUGACAACAGCGAUGAAGAAGAUGGCAUUGAUAAGCAGUCUCGGGGAAAUUUGGGAUAUGAUCUGCCUGGAUCCAAGCCUAACCGAGGCAGGCCCAUUAUCCGGACAAAAGGCCUCAGCAUAGCCCCAACUGGGAGGAGCUUUGCAGCUGCAACAACCGAAGGAGUUUUGAUCUUUUCAAUCGACGAGUCCUUCAUCUUUGAUCCAACCGAUCUUGACAUAGACGUGACACCAGAGGCGGUUGAGGAUGCCAUAAAGGAGGAAGAAGUGAGCAGAGCACUUGCUCUUAGCAUGCGUUUGAACGAAGACAGCCUCAUAAAGAAAUGCAUCUUCGCUGUAUCUCCUCCAGACAUAAAAGCUGUUGCCAUGUCUGUCCCUCAGAAAUACUUGGAAAGGCUUAUGGAAGCUCUGGUGGAUCUGCUUGAGAACUGCCCUCAUCUUGAGUUCUUACUUCACUGGUGUCAGGAAAUCUGCAAGGUACACGGAAGCUCCAUUCAGAGAAACUACAGAACUCUACUUCCUGCAUUGAGGUCGCUGCAGAAGGCGAUCACCAGAGCGCACCAGGAUCUUGCAGAUAUGUGUUCUUCCAACGAGUACACCCUUCGCUACUUGUGUUCUGUUCCUAACAGUCAUUGAUUAUGUUUUCUGCACAUCUCUGAACUAAACUGUCCUAGAAAUUUUCAUCUUCCUUUUGAAGGAAACUUUUUUGAUAUUAA